Calliphora vicina (urban bluebottle blowfly) is the source of this 4977-nucleotide messenger RNA. It is a transcript of the gene siz, whose product is annotated as Brefeldin-resistant Arf-GEF family protein schizo. Lineage: Eukaryota; Metazoa; Arthropoda; Insecta; Diptera; Calliphoridae. The record is from RefSeq and is a predicted model, not a curated record. The transcript is spliced from 7 exons. Gene Ontology annotation, molecular function: guanyl-nucleotide exchange factor activity; protein binding. Bases 74 to 4204 code for a protein of 1376 amino acids. Gene Ontology annotation, biological process: regulation of ARF protein signal transduction; actin cytoskeleton organization.
UUUUAUAUUCGUAUAUGAGUAUUAAAAAAAAAUAAUAAUAAAGAAAUAAAUAAUAAGAAAACAAUAUACUGUAAUGUGUGACACCAAGAAACAACUGUCUAUCGAUGACAUCGCUAGUGGUGACAGAGAGACAGGACCAGGGCUCUGUGACAGCACUUCUGAUACAAUUUCUAUGACAUCAGACAUUUCUGCUGAUCAAAUUGACCAGCAAGUUGUUUUCCAACAACGUCAUGAAUAUCAGCAACUGCAAAACCAACAGAAAUUACAACAAACAACACAAUCACUGUUGAUGGCCAGUGCGAUGUUAGUGGGUUGCUCUAGUAAUGCUGUGGGCGUUCAUAACAAUAGCUGCAAUAACCCAAACUCCAACAACAACAACAACUACACUAUAAAUAAUGAAGGUGAUAUUUCACACCAUCAAGGUCACUACAGCAGCUCCAAUAUUUUUGGAUCUACUGAUUCCAUGAAUGCUCCUUUAAUGGCACUGCCUAUUAGUGUGAUUCCAACAACCGCAACAACUUCUAACAACAGAACACCGAUUGGCCAAAUAAUAAUGAAUUCAUCGUCAAAUUUAAAAACGAUGCAAAUUAAUGUGCACGAGCUUAUAAUGGAGAAUCAAUCGCUACGGGAACAACUUAAAGAAGUCACUGUAGAUCGUGAUCGAUUAUUGUGUGAAGUUUCUAAUCUUCGCAUGGAACUAGAUAUGUUUGAAUUGAAGCGUUUGCCGGAAGAAAAUUUUCCCCAAAAGCCAAUUGAACGUAGUGGAUCAGCUCAGUAUGGCAUUGCUGGAAUACCGGGAUCAAAUACCUCCGGUUCUGAGAGUGGAGGAUAUGUUUAUUUACAACAGCACUAUGUUCCCUCGUCAGCAUCCACGAAUUCGACCAAUUCAAUUCCGUAUCAAACAGACAACCAGCCAUCUGUGGUCUUCCAACAACAUCCACAGCACUAUGCAUCGUGCCAUCAACAACAGCAACAGCAGCAUCAAUUGCCCAUAAAUUUUCACACUGGUGGAAUACAUUAUGCUCAUCAUAUUAAUACCCAUGAUCAUGGUUAUCAUAAAAAUCACCAUCAUCAUAUUCAUGGUCACCAUCAACAUCAUUACCAUCAUGGAGGAGCGGUUGUUAUAGCUGGUAGUGGCGUUGGUACUGGAAUAGGCAGUGGAGGCACUUCACCUUCUUCAAUGCACCAACAAAACACGAAUAAAAAAAAUACAAUUCGCAAUGGCAGCGAAGUAAUGAAACGAUCCAGAACACAGUCUGCGUACGAACUUUCACAGGAUUUGCUUGAGAAGCAAAUUGAAUUGUUGGAACGUAAAUACGGCGGCGUGCGUGCUCGAAACGCUGCAAUAACAAUUCAAAGAGCAUUUCGUCACUACAUGAUGGUAAAGAAAUUUGCCUCAAUAACAGCAAUGGCCAAAGCAGAGAAACGACUAAGUCGGCGCACCAUGGUUGUUGGUGGCACAGGAGUGGAUGAAACAGCGGCAGCUAAUGCAUCAAUGUCUUCCGCAUAUGGCAGUAAUGCAGAAUCUCAAUUAGAGCCAAAUCAAUCAGUGCAAGGAGGCCAGCAACAGCAAAUGCAACCACGCGUAACUAUAAUGCCAGGUCCUCCUGGUGGUGUUGGCCACCAAUCGCUCGCAUCAGGCUCAAGAACACCUCCAACACGAUCGUUGUCGAUGCGUGAGCGACGACAUGUUGACGGCGGCACAAUACCACGCAGUCAAUCAGGAGCUUCCAACACUUCGGCCUCAAAUUCGGUGUCUGCUGGUGUGACUGGAUCGAGCCAUCCUCAUGUCAACCUGUUACAUACUGCUGAUCCUCAUUACUACGCAGCUCAUAGUUUAAGUGGUGCGCAAAUGGCAGCAUACUGUGGUAGUUAUCAAUCCGUUCAGCAUGACGGAAGUUUUGCAAGUUCAGCGAAUAGUUCGCACUUGGAUUCAUCACUUAAUGUUUCUUGGGUAAAUGCGAGUGGGACAUCACCUCACACACCAUAUUAUUCGGCAGCUCAAAUUUAUAUGAGGCCACGUGGCUCGUCUACUUCGUCGCAAGAUCGCAAGAAAGUUCCACCAGAGGUGCCAAAGAGAACAUCUUCAAUAACGGCUCAACAACAUGCACAACAUUUAGCCGCACAGCAGCAGCAACACCAAAUGCAUCAGCAAAUGAUGGUGAUGCGACAAACUCCCCCGCCUCCCUCGCUAAUUCGUUCAAAUGGUCUUUGUAAGUCGGCCGAAAAUGGCAGUCUUACUUCGGUGCAGAGUUCAGGCAGUGACUCGAGCGCUACCUCCGUGGAACGUAAUGCCAUCAGCGAUUUGGGUUCGGAUCGCUCGAACUCUCCAAAUACUUGGAAGCGUGGCACUAAUCUGAAUAGUUCUCAACAGUUUGUUCACACAUCUGAUCCGGCAUUUGCACACGCACAAAAUUCCGCAGCAAUAGCAGCGUUGGUAAGUGGCGUGGUACCUUCAGAAGAUCAUGCUAUUUCAUCACACACUAGUGCUGCCCAGUAUGAACAUCACGAGCAACACGAACAUCAGCAAAUAAUAGCAGCCACUACCCAAACUCCGCCCAACUACAAGGUUUCGGAAACCAUUCGCAAGCGCCAGUAUCGUGUUGGUUUGAAUCUGUUUAAUAAGAAACCUGAAAAGGGUAUAACCUACUUAAUACGUCGAGGUUUUCUAGAAAACACGCCACAGGGCGUCGCCCGUUUUCUCAUCACACGCAAAGGAUUAUCCCGUCAAAUGAUUGGCGAAUAUUUGGGAAAUUUACAAAAUCAAUUUAACAUGGCCGUACUUAAUUGCUUUGCAAUGGAACUAGACUUGUCUGGCAUGCAAGUUGAUGUUGCUCUGCGAAAAUUUCAAGCCUAUUUCCGCAUGCCUGGCGAAGCUCAGAAAAUUGAAAGGCUUAUGGAGAUUUUCUCACAACGAUUCUGUCAAUGCAAUCAAGAUAUUGUGGGCCGACUUAGGUCAUCAGAUACGAUCUUUGUUCUAGCAUUUGCUAUUAUUAUGCUUAACACCGACUUGCAUACACCCAACUUAAAACCAGAAAGACGUAUGCGUGUGGAGGACUUUAUAAAAAAUCUGCGUGGUAUCGACGAUUGUCACGAUAUCGAUAAGGACAUGUUGGGUGGAAUAUAUGAGCGAGUCAAGGCAAACGAGUUUAAACCUGGCAGUGACCAUGUAACUCAAGUGAUGAAGGUUCAAGCAACAAUUGUAGGAAAGAAACCUAACCUAGCACUGCCGCAUCGUCGUCUAGUGUGUUAUUGUCGCCUAUAUGAAAUUCCCGAUAUUAACAAAAAAGAACGGCCUGGCGUACACCAACGUGAGGUUUUUCUUUUUAACGAUCUGCUAGUCAUUACAAAAAUAUUCAGCAAGAAAAAAUCAUCGGUAACGUAUACAUUUCGCAACAGUUUUCCGCUAUGCGGAAUGGUUGUUACGCUCUUGGAUGUGCCCAACUAUCCCUUUUGCAUUCAACUGUCGCAAAAGGUUGAUGGCAAGAUUCUUGUUACUUUCAAUGCUCGCAACGAGCAUGAUCGCUGCAAGUUUGCUGAAGAUCUUAAAGAAUCCAUUUGUGAAAUGGACGAGAUGGAAUCUUUGCGAAUAGAAGCCGAACUUGAACGCCAAAAGUCAGCACGAACUCGUGCCACAGGUAAUUCGGAAAACCGAGAUAGUGGUGUGGCAGAUGUUGAGGUAUGUCCAUGCCCAUACCAAACACCACAAACAAAUGAGCCUGCACAGAAUUCAGCAGAGAACACGCAACAAUUAAAACGAAGUGCCCUCAGCAACAGCUUGUUGGACAUACAUGAACAGUUCGGUGGCGAUAAACCGCAGAGACGUGGCAGUGUUGGCUCCCUAGAUAGUGGCAUGUCAAUAUCUUUUCAAUCGACUACAACCAGUAAUGCAUCACGUGAGAACGCUGCUGUUAUAGCUGCUGCAGCAAAUGCUGCUGCCGCCAAAAUGAGAUUGGGACCUACUGCUGCUGCACCUGCUGGAGGCUUAUAUAUCGCACCGGGUGUUCAGGGUUAUAAUCAAAUUGCUUAUGUCCAGCAACAGCAACAACCACAUCCGCAUAUUGUUCAACAACAGCAGCAACAUCAGAUUCAGCAAACACAGCAACAACAUCAACAAUCUCAGACACCAGCAACUGGUCGUAUACCACCUGGGCGUGAGAGAAAACUUUCCCGUUCAGAGGAAAAUAGAUCGACUGAAGUUUAAGAUAUUCAUUAUGAAAUCUAUACAUCAAAUAUUUUUAUCUCAUUGUCUCCUCUAACUCAUGAAGACCAAAAAUCUUCCCUCCCCAAAUCCCUAAUUCUCUAACUCACUAAACAUUUAUACAUACUAUAUACGUUUUUGUUUUUAUUUUCUUAAAUACAUAAAAAUUGUCCAAUUCACGUUGUAUUUUUGUAUCGUUGCAAGGCAAAAAGUAUGUUUUAAAGUAAAAUCAUACAAUAAUACUACAUCGAUACACAACAGCGGUUCUGAAUUGCACAAAUAUAAUACGACCUAUUUUAUUCAUCCUCUACUUUUACAGUUUUGUAUUAUUGGUUUCGAUAAAUAAUAUUAUACCUACAUACAUACUAUAUACACACAUAUUUAAUAUAAAAACUUGUCUUCAAAAUGACAAAAUUAUUCAUUUUUUUUUUUUUGUAAAUUAGCAUUUAAGUAUUAUCUACAUACAUGCAUAUAUACAUAUACAUACAUAAAUAAAUAAUAAAAAAAAACAAAAUCAUUUCUAUGAACUAAACUAUUAACUAAUAUUGUAAAAAUACAUCCAUAUGUAAGUAUGUAUGUUUCGUUGACUAUAUACAUAUCUACAUAUGUAUGUAUGUAUAUGCAUAUAUAUAUAUAUAUACUAUAUAUAUAUAUUAAGUUAUGUGUACAUCUAUUUAUCUGUAUUAUUUUAUUAAAUAAUAAUCCUAAACAUGUUUUGUAUAUAUUUUAAUUGACACAGAAGCAUUAAAAAGCAAUUUAAAUGAAAAAAGUGAAAA